AUGAGACCAAUUUUACUGCAAGGACAUGAGCGGGCUCUGACCCAGAUCAGAUACAACAGAGAUGGCGAUCUCAUCUUCUCAACUGCCAAAGACCAGCACGUCUGCGCAUGGUACGCACACAAUGGAGAGCGCCUAGGAACAUAUCAUGGUCACCAGGGAGCCCUUUGGACUGUCGAUGUCGACCCCACAAGCACCAUCAUCGCCACGGGCGCUGCGGAUAAUACCGUCAAGUUAUGGGAUAUCAAAUCAGGAAAGUGUCUCAAGACAUGGGACUUUGACACCGCUGUUAAGAGGGUUGAAUUCGCUGAAGAUGGAUCACGGCUGUUGGCUGUCACGGAAAAGCGAAUGGGUUUCUUGGGCACGAUCGUUGUUCUGGAUAUCAACCUUGAUGUGAACGCCGAGCAGUCCAGUGAGAAGUCUCUGGUCAUUACGUGUGAGGAGAGUAAGGCCACCGUUGCCGGAUGGAGCUGCUUGAACAAAUACAUUAUCGCUGGACAUGAGGAUGGAAGUGUCUCGAAAUAUAAUGCCAAGACUGGAGAACAAAUCGACAACGUCCAAAUUCACGAGCUAGACCAACUGAUCACCGACAUCCAAUGGUCCCAAGAUCGUACCUAUUUCAUCACCGCUUCGAAAGACAAGUCAGCGAAGAUCGUCAAUGUACAGGACCUUGAGAUUAUGAAAACCUACACCACCGAUACACCCCUAAACAGCGCCUGCAUCACCCCCAAGAAAGACUUUGUCAUCCUAGGAGGAGGACAAGAUGCUAUGGGUGUCACGCAGACCAGCGCGCGUCAAGGAAAAUUCGAAGCCCGUUUCUACCACAAGAUCUUCGAAGAGGAGAUUGGCAGAGUCAGAGGUCACUUCGGCCCCCUGAACACAGUCGCCGUGGAUCCACAAGGCAGAGGGUAUGCUUCGGGAGGAGAGGAUGGAUAUGUCCGCGUGCACCAGUUCGACAAGGGUUACUUUGAUUUCACAUACGAGGUAGAGAGGCAAGCUAAGGCAGCGCAGCAACAGCACCUGUAA
This is a messenger RNA of Lachnellula hyalina, 1023 nucleotides long. RefSeq names its product Eukaryotic translation initiation factor 3 subunit I (gene tif34). Gene Ontology annotation, cellular component: cytoplasm; eukaryotic translation initiation factor 3 complex, eIF3m. The record is from RefSeq and is a predicted model, not a curated record. Gene Ontology annotation, molecular function: RNA binding; protein binding; translation initiation factor activity. The coding region runs from base 1 to 1023 and encodes 340 amino acids. Lineage: Eukaryota; Fungi; Ascomycota; Leotiomycetes; Helotiales; Lachnaceae. The transcript has 4 exons. Gene Ontology annotation, biological process: cytoplasmic translational initiation.